AUGAAAUUUAUUGCCAGUAUUUUAUUAGUACUUGCAAUUGCCACAAUGGCAUUUGGUCAAGGAUCACCAUCACAAUGUACACACAAUGGUAUCAACUAUGGUGCCUUAUCAAAUGGAAGUUAUUCAGCUUUAAGUGCAGUAUCAGGUACAAAUCCUCAAGGUAAAUAUAGAUACUAUUGGAAUAUUUGUGGUGUAGCAACUCAAUGUAAAAAUGAUGCUGCAGCAGCUUGUCAAAUGCAAGUUGGUGGAACAAGUCCUCCAACACCUGUUGGUUUGAUUACUAUGGGCAGUUGGCAAACAGUUAGUAAUUUACCAAGUCUUCAAUAUACCACUAGCUCUAAAUGUUCAAGUGGUAACAUGAGAACAAUGGUAGUUUCAUUACAAUGUAGUCAAAAUGCCAACUCAAUUCAAGCAACUCUUGUCAAUGAAAAUAAAUGUAUUUAUUCUACAGUCAUGUCCGGUAAAGAUUUAUGUAGUGGUGGUAGUGGUAGUGGUGAUAACAAUAAUAGCGGUAGCAAUGGUGGUGAUCAACCAAAGAAAGGUGGUAUUGGUGGUGGUUGGAUUUUCAUUAUCAUUUUAUUAUCAGUUACUGUUGUUUACAUUGUUGGUGGUAUUAUUUUCAAUGCCAAAGUUAAACAUCAACACGGUUCAGAUAUGUUCCCAAAUAAAGAAAUGUGGGUUAAUUUUGGUGGUUUAAUUAAGGAUGGUGUUUUCUUCAUCAAAUCUAAAGUCACUGGUACCGGAGGUCAAGGUUACCAACAAGUUUAA
Molecule: messenger RNA, 768 nt
Organism: Dictyostelium discoideum AX4
Lineage: Eukaryota; Evosea; Eumycetozoa; Dictyosteliales; Dictyosteliaceae
Exons: 3
Coding region: 1-768 (255 amino acids)
Cellular component (GO): mitochondrial membrane; phagophore assembly site membrane; Golgi membrane
Source: RefSeq, a predicted model, not a curated record